Molecule: messenger RNA, 3361 nt
Organism: Myxocyprinus asiaticus (Chinese sucker)
Lineage: Eukaryota; Metazoa; Chordata; Actinopteri; Cypriniformes; Catostomidae
Exons: 10
Coding region: 26-3112 (1028 amino acids)
Source: RefSeq, a predicted model, not a curated record
ACAGCAGUUUCCAGGCAGCAGCGCGAUGGCGGAAAGCGCGAGACAUAUUACAAUUCAGAGAGGGAAAACAUUACCUCAGUUUCAGCGAUGCAAAAGUUGUUGUCACUAUUACCACUGCCCUUUUUGUGCAGCCAGUGUCUUUAAGCCUACGACAAUGAACAAAUUAAAAAUGCAUCUUCAAAGCCACUACGGAAAGGCCUUUGUCCAUGGAGACUUCCUUAUUCACAGAUGUGGAUUGGGCUGUAGAGCAUCACUCCAUUACCACUGUUUGUACUGUGCAAGUACAGUUCUAAGGAGAGAUGAUUUUACAAACCAUUUACAAGUCUGUAAACGUAAACCGAUUCCUACUUCAGCCAUAGAAAUGCCAUUAACCACCAGGCCAACAGUGACUUACCUAGUAGUCAAAGAAAUACCGUCAACCUCCAUUGCAAAUAUAACUGCUUCAACGAUCAACGAAUCAUCGUCAACAAACUGUACAACAGUGACCGCUUCAAUGGUCAAUGAAUCGCCCUCAGCAACCGAUACAACACUGACUGCUCCAGCAAUCAACGAAUCACUGUUUACAAUUGAUGCAUCAGUGAUUGCAUCAACAAUCAACAAAUCACUGCCAACCACCAGUACAACAAAGACUGCUGUGGCAAUCUUUAAAAGAGAAACAAAAACCGCAGCCACCUCAUCAUCCACCAAAAUUUCCCUGGGCAGGGUUCGUGUGCGGCCCGUUAUUAAAAGAAGAUGCCCAAUUUGCAAUACCCUCAUGAAUAGACACAACCUACAGACACAUAUUGACCGCAGACACACUGAACAGCCAAUAAAGGACAUUAAUGCCAAGUUCCACCUGACCAGCCAGUGUAUUGACAAGUCAAACGGCAUAUUUACAGUUCUUAAAGUUUCAAAAGGACACAGUAUACCACUGCACAUACAGUACAAGACCUGGGGAGAAAACCACAGAGUCGUCUGCGAAUCCAACGAGUGCCAGGUGAACAUGGAAGUGGCGCAGAGGAGCGGCCUGCUGUCAUACCAAUGCAAGCAUAUCCGGUCAGUGACCUACUGCAUGUCUUCGGCCGGACAGGUCACCCUGGAAGAAGAAGUUUUGACAGAGAUGGUAAAAACAGUUCGGUUUAGCGAGAUAAAUAAAAAUGCGUGCCUUGCUCGGCAGCGGCUCGCCAACAGUAGCUGCACGCCACUGUCUGUUCACACCACAAUCGGCGUUCCGCAAACAAAGAAAUACAUUUCCGUUUUCGAACCCAAUGAGUCCCAUUACAGUCGUUUGGGGCGUGUCAUGGUUGUCUACAACACCAAAUCAAACACAUGGCAUUGCCCCUGUGCCAAAGUGAGGCGUUCAUGUGUACACAAACACGUUGCCCAGUGGCACCUAUUCCAAACACACCGCAAGCUGUUCUCAACAGUCUUCAACACGGAAGAAUCGGUACUUAAAGAGCAUGAGUAUGCAUACACAGGGGAGGAAUGCAUCACAGAUGACAAUACUGCAUAUCCCCCGGAAGGUCUGGAACUGGAAAAUAUGGUAAAUUACAUUUUUCAGAACAAAAAGAUACCUGCCGGCCUGCCAGACAAUAUACGUGUACCAUCAACGGACAAAGACUACCCAAGACAUCUUUUUCCACAUGAAAUUGAAUGUCAGAGAUGUCCAGGCACUGCCCUCCUUAGUGAUCCUAUGCUGAUUACACAAAGGGCAAAGAUACUCACCAACUGGCGCAUUAUUGAAGAUGUCGCCACCUACUGUAAGCGGUGCCCGCAGUGUGGAAUGUUUUAUCGGUACCAAGAGUGGAAAGACUGCCUCCAUAACUUCAAUGACCACAUCAUCCUUGACACACCAUUGUGUUUUACCUUGAGAAACCUUCUCCAGGUCCAUACUGCCAUGAGCCGAGCAGUUGAUUUUUUACAGCUCAUGACAGGUGUGGAGUUUCCACUGCCAGACACCAUGCUGCAUGCAUAUUUACACUUCGAGGCUCUUACAGAUCAUGAAUACAAGUAUUCAUGUGCUUCCUGUGGCGAUCAUCCUCCAGUGGUGCUCGUGGCUGGGUUUCAGGGUGGUUUCCAGUUAUCAGUAAGUGACAUUGAGGAAUCUCCAGAGAAUUUUAAAGGGCAGGUCAAUCUGGAAAAGUUUUGGGAAGCGGUGUCCAAAGAGAUGAUUGGUCGAGGAUUUGUUGCAAGUGAUGGACAUAAUCCAUUUGCAGUACCACCAACUUUUCACUUUUGGGCUCCUUGGAUUGGCAAGAGCACACGAUGUUCAGACACUGUGCUAAACACAGAGUUUGAAAAAGUUUCAAGGUCUGCAUCUGAGAUCUCAGAAAUGACAGCUUCAGAAGAAAGGCUUCGAGAAAAACUUUACAAACAGAAGGUUGACGUGAUAAGAACAUUAUGCAAAGAAUGUGGUUUGGACUCCACCGGAUCUCAUAGUGACCUCCUACUUAGAUUGUCAAAAGAAAUAAAAUCAAGACAAACAUAUGACAAAGUCUUUGAGAAAAUCUGGGCUACCUCUGGAGGCUGGGAAGUGGUCAUUUGCCCCUGUGGAAUUGUGUACAGUUUGAAAUGCAAUCUUCAUGCUGAGAGCCCUCGAGACUUUGCUGACUUACUGUUAUCCUGGAGACACAUGCCAAAUGUCAUCAUUUAUGACUUUGCACAGGGUCUUGCAACCCACACCAAUCUGAGGGCACCAGAAAAGGUCCUCAUCUCUCCAUUUGAAGGAUGCUUGAUGGAACCCACUCAAGCUAAUAUAGAACUGGCCCAGAGUGGAAUGUUGGCAGUUUCACUGCCUUGGCUGGAUGCUAAAAAGACAGUGGCAGAUCUCCAUGGACACCCAGUGACAGGCUCCUCUGAUCACUACGUGCUGUAUGAUCCGUUUCAGGAAAUCAAUACUGAAGACAGUGGGGAUGUUCUAAGGAAGUUCACAUUAGUACCACAGCUGGCUGGGAAAGUGAACAGUCAGGCUGCAGAGCAACUGUUGGACAAGAUGAAGAAAAACAGCUACUUUUUGAACAUGUCUUCACCAUCAACACAUCUGUUUCAAAUGAGGAAUAUAAUUCACCACUAUAAUGAGUACAAAAACAAGAGCCGGACAGUUUGGAUGAGCUGUGAUGGAGAAGACGAUUGAAGCGAAAAUGUACAAAUGUACAAUGGAUGACAAGUUUUUUUUCCCUGUUAAUGUUUUGUUUUAAAUUUAUUAGAUAUUUUUUAACUCUAAAUGCAAAUUAUUUGUCUUGAGUUGAUUGUUUAAUUUUUUUUUAAUUUUAUUAAAAUAUGUUUAACCUUACAAGUUUACUUGCAUUGUCCAAUAUCUUGAUCCUGUUGGUUAGCAAAUGUGUUGAAAAUGGCUGUAAUUUUAAUAAAGAAGCUAAUUUUA